Thrips palmi is the source of this 1195-nucleotide messenger RNA. Its product is annotated as PR domain zinc finger protein 13-like. Gene Ontology annotation, molecular function: DNA-binding transcription activator activity, RNA polymerase II-specific; RNA polymerase II cis-regulatory region sequence-specific DNA binding. Gene Ontology annotation, cellular component: nucleus. Bases 1 to 981 code for a protein of 326 amino acids. NCBI's taxonomy places the organism in Eukaryota, Metazoa, Arthropoda, Insecta, Thysanoptera, Thripidae. The transcript is spliced from 5 exons. The record is from RefSeq and is a predicted model, not a curated record. Gene Ontology annotation, biological process: regulation of transcription by RNA polymerase II.
AUGACGACCGCCAACGGCGACGACGUGCUCCAGCUGCGGCUGUGUGCCGACGGCUACCUGGACGCCGACGUGGAGGCCACGCCCCGCUGGGUGCGGCGGCUGCGGCUGGCGGACGACUGCCACAGCGCCAACGUGCAGCUGCAGGCGGAGGCCGCGGGCCGGUCCUCCCCGCCCACGCGCUGCAGGGUCCGCGCCGUGCGGCCGCUGUCGCGGGGCCAGAGUGUGCAGCUGUGGUUCGCCGACGACCUGCUGCCCUGCCUGCGGCUGCCCUUCCUCGCGCCGCACAACAUCCAGGGCGAGAAGCGUUACGUGUGCCACCACUGCGGCCGCUCCUUCGAGUUCCCCAACCCGCUCAAGCUGCACCUGGCGCUGGACUGCGGCCGCGAGGACGUGUCGGCGCUGUGGAGGCGGCUGCAGCGGCUUGGCGCGCACCCGGGUCACCAAGGCCACCAGGCCAGCUACCACCAGCACGCGUCCGACAUGGAGACCCUGGUCAGCAACCUGGGCCGCUCCAAGCAGGGCCACCUGUGCAUCUACUGCGGCAAGGUAUACUCUCGCAAGUACGGCCUCAAGAUCCACAUCCGAACGCACACCGGCUUCAAGCCCCUCAAGUGCAAGUACUGCCUACGACCGUUCGGCGACCCCAGCAACCUCAACAAGCACGUCCGCCUUCACGCCGAGGGCGACACUCCGUACAAGUGUGAUCUUUGCGGGAAGGUGCUGGUUCGCCGGCGGGACCUGGAGCGGCACGUCAAGAGCCGCCACCAGGACGGCGUCGAGGGGGACGGUGAGGGCCUGGGGGACUGGGACAACGACAUGGACACGGACAACGACAACGAGCACGACGACGACGAUGUGGAGGUCGACGUGGACGUGGGCGAUGAGGAGGACCAGCUCCACUGCAACGGCAACUCGAUGAGGAAGGAGCAGCGGCAGCAGCGCGUCGGCGUGGAGCGCGACAUCCCCAUCCCCACCGCCUAGGCCGUGCCACCGUGCCGUGGCCGAGCACGAGGCGCUGAAUGGGCCUGGGCCGACUGAGCCCAGUCCCUCUCCACCAAGCUAAGACUGACUGACUGAUACGAUAGAUUGAUAAAGUUGUUGAGAGAGAUAGAUAAAUAUAAUUAUUUUCUUCUAUGCCUGUCCUUUUGUGAAUGUUAUUAAAAUUAAGAUGCAAGCACCUGGUGAGUUGAUGAUG